AUGCGCAACAGAGCGACCACGCCGCUCAAGAUCAAGAGGCAAGGUCGUGAUCAGAUCAAACUCCGGCAGUCUUGGAGCAAAUACAACCUCUAUAACCUUUCGCGACUGGCAAAUCCAUCGUACAAGUUCAGAAAUUUUUUCCAGACGAAAUGGAACGCGAAAUCGGUCGCACGAAAGUAUCAUGGGGAGCAGGUCCCAGAAAAACAGUGGGUGCGGAUGUUCGACAGACGGAUUAGAUCUGUGAUUCCUAUGGACGUCAAAUACCUGGCGUCUAAUGAUGGAACACUUGAAUCGGCCGGACGCGGUUCCGGCCUGGAGCGGCGAGGGGACAGGUCAAGCAGAAAGGCCAAAGCGGCCUCCACGGCCGAAGUCCCGUACAUGCAAAUGACAUUUGCCCCCCUGGAAAGGAGACUAGAUACUGCCAUCUUCCGGGCCAUGUUUGCAAGCAGUGCUCGUCAAGCGAGACAGUUUGUUAUCCACGGCGCUGUUAAGGUGAACGGCAAAGAGAUGCGCUAUUCCGGCUACCAGCUCAACCCCGGAGAUAUGUUUCAGGUUUUACCAGAACGAGUUAUGUUUGCCACCGGGCAACCGAAACCCUCGCCAAAGGCUCAAAGUAAAACCGAGGACGCAAACAAUGAAGAAGAUGCUCCCGUGGAGAACGAGAGUGUGGCCGACGAGAACGAAGCGGCCGAGGGCGAGGACGAUGCGGAUGUUGACAUUGAGCGCGAUCCGCGGGAAAUCUUGAAAGACCUGCAAGCGCAGGCCAAGAGCAUACUCUCGUCCUCGAAACAGGACCUUGGGGCAAAGAAGAAAAAAGAUUUGAGGGCUUUUGCCAAAACCGUCAAACGCCUUCUAUCGAAAUCAUCGAAGUCAUCCACCAUUAUGACGGACAGCGUCGAGGCGCAAUUCGCAGAGCUCCAAAAUCAGCUCAACAUUCGGAGAGAGAACCAGGCCGCGGGCACUUCAUCCCUACCUUCCGCGCAUGACGAGGUGUCAGGAUCCUCGAAGUCGUCAGACACAUCAGCGGUGGCAGAGGCCAGUGAAACAUCUGCAGACGCUGACAAAGGUGCGAGCAGCUUGACGGAUGGCGAGUACAAUGAGCUUCUUCAAGCCCUGCAGUCCAUGCACGAGAACCCUGUCGACGAUUCGAAGCCGUAUGCGACCCCGUGGAUGCCUCGUGAUUAUAUGAGCGCAUUUGCUUUCAUCCCCAGGUAUCUGGAGGUCAACCACAGAAUUUGCGCGGCGGUAUACCUAAGGCAUCCUGUGGCAAGGCCAGGUCUGGCCGAGGUUCCGAGUCCUUUCUCGGACAGCGUCCAUACCGAUGCCUUUGGAUGGUAUUUGAAAAGGAGAUGA
Molecule: messenger RNA, 1353 nt
Organism: Exophiala dermatitidis NIH/UT8656
Lineage: Eukaryota; Fungi; Ascomycota; Eurotiomycetes; Chaetothyriales; Herpotrichiellaceae
Exons: 3
Coding region: 1-1353 (450 amino acids)
Biological process (GO): positive regulation of translational fidelity
Cellular component (GO): mitochondrial small ribosomal subunit
Molecular function (GO): rRNA binding; structural constituent of ribosome
Source: RefSeq, a predicted model, not a curated record